AAACUUUUGCUGGAACUUACCGACCGACUAGCUGUGUAUUGAAAUCUGUGUACAAAAAUGGCUUUAUCUGUACCAAAAGCACCCGGAGUGUCGCAGAUGCUAAAGGAUGGCGCACGGAUGUAUAGCGGCUUGGAGGAAGCCGUCUACCGUAACAUCAGUGCCUGCAAGGAGUUUGCUCAGACAAUGCGUUCCGCCUACGGCCCCAAUGGAAUGAACAAAAUGAUCAUCAACCACAUUGAGAAGCAGUUUGUGACAAGCGAUGCCGGAACCAUAAUGCGCGAGCUGGAUGUUGAGCACCCUGCCGCUAAGCUGAUUGUUAUGGCUAGUCAAAUGCAGGACGCCGAGGUCGGAGAUGGCACAAACUUCGUUGUGGUUCUGGCCGGCGCUCUGCUCGAGUCUGCAGAGGAGCUCCUGCGCUUGGGCAUCACCACCGCCGAAAUAGCCGAUGGCUAUGAAAAGGCACUGGAAAAGGCUCUUGAAAUCUUGCCCAAAUUGGUUUGCCAUAAAAUUGAGGACUAUCGUAAUGUUGAAAAGGUAAAGGAUGUCCUUCGCACAACCAUCAUGUCGAAACAGUACGGCCAGGAGGACUUCCUCAAUGACCUGGUGAGCAAGGCCUGUGUCUCCAUAUUGCCUGAUGAGGGCACAUUCAACGUGGACAACAUUCGUAUAUGCAAGAUCCUCGGUAGCGGUCUGCCCAAGUCGGAGGUAGUCCGCGGUAUGGUCUUCAAGCGCUUCGUGGAGGGCGAUGUCACCUUUGCCGAAAAGGCCAAGAUCGCCAUAUUCUCGUGCCCCGUCGACAUUAUUCAGACAGAGACCAAGGGCACAGUAUUAAUUAAGUCGGCGGACGAACUCAUGAAGUUCUCAUCUGGAGAGGAGAGUCUGCUGGAGAAUCAAAUCAAGGCCAUUGCCGAUGCCGGUGUAAAGGUUAUCGUUGCCGGUGGUAAAGUCGGUGACAUGGCCUUGCAUUUCCUCAACAAAUAUGGCCUCAUGGCUGUGCGUUUGAACUCCAAGUUCGACUUGCGCCGUUUGAGUCGUUCUGUGAACGCCACAGUUCUACCUCGCAUUACCACACCUAGCCAGGAAGAGUUGGGCUACUGUGACAAGGUGUGCAUUGAGGAGUUGGGCGACACGACAAUCGUAGCAUUCAGAAACGAGGGCAAAGACUCGCGGAUUGCCACAGUUGUGAUCCGUGGUGCCACAGACAACUUCAUGGACGACAUCGAGCGCGCCCUGGACGACGCCGUGAACAGCUUCAAGUGCCUGACACGCGAUGGACGCUAUCUGCCAGGAGCCGGGGCCACCGAAAUUGAGCUGGCCACCCAGCUGUCGGCGUAUGCUGACACUUUGCCAGGCCUGGAGCAGUACUCUGUGCGCAAGUUUGCCCAGGCUCUCGAAGUGUUCCCCAAGGCUCUGGCCGAAAACUCUGGAUUCAAUGGCACCGAAGCCGUCAACCUAUUGUAUUUGGCUCACAAUUCCGAGAGCGGCAAGAACAUCGGUUUCGACAUUGAAGCAGAGACGGCGAGCACAAUAGAUGCGGCGAAGGCAAAGAUCUUCGACCUGUAUCAGGGAAAGUUCUGGGGUCUCAAGUACGCUGUUGGUGCGGCCACAACCAUCUUGAAGGUGGAUCAGAUUAUCAUGGCCAAGCGUGCCGGAGGUCCCAAGCCGCGUCAGGCUGCCGGCAGUGAUGAUGAGAGCUAAACAUCUCGCCUAACAUCUAACAUACUACCCCUAGUUUCUCCAGCUCCUGCAAAAAUUGCUUCACACAAGAGGCCCCAUGGAAAUUAUAAAUUUCAUUAACAUCUCUCACACACUCUCACACUUGCACUCAUGCCUACAUGCACACAGUUUCUUGUAUUAAUAAACGUAACUUACGAAAACUGA
Messenger RNA from Drosophila persimilis, 1881 nucleotides. It is a transcript of the gene CCT8, whose product is annotated as T-complex protein 1 subunit theta. Gene Ontology annotation, molecular function: ATP-dependent protein folding chaperone; ATP binding; ATP hydrolysis activity. The record is from RefSeq and is a predicted model, not a curated record. Gene Ontology annotation, cellular component: chaperonin-containing T-complex. The coding region runs from base 58 to 1698 and encodes 546 amino acids. The transcript has 3 exons. NCBI's taxonomy places the organism in Eukaryota, Metazoa, Arthropoda, Insecta, Diptera, Drosophilidae. Gene Ontology annotation, biological process: protein folding.